Messenger RNA from Anopheles cruzii, 1941 nucleotides. Its product is annotated as protein yellow-like. Bases 600 to 1925 code for a protein of 441 amino acids. Gene Ontology annotation, cellular component: extracellular region. The record is from RefSeq and is a predicted model, not a curated record. The transcript is spliced from 5 exons. Lineage: Eukaryota; Metazoa; Arthropoda; Insecta; Diptera; Culicidae.
CAACAACAGCUCGGAGCGCAGCGUGAGCAGCCGAGCGUCGUAUUCCGCGUGUUGCGUGUCCGCCGAUCGUUUCGGUGCGAAUUUUAUGUUACUUGCGCCCCCCGUGGUGUGGUGUGUGUUGUUCGGAAGGAACCCUUAACCACCUACAGCCGAGCGCGCCCAGUGUGAGGAAAUCAGGUAGAAAACACCAAAUUGAACCGCGCCACGCCUGAGGGUGGGCAAGUCACGGUUCUCUCUGCGGGUGGUUGUGAAUGCAGGUGCCGAUUGUGAAAGUGCAAAAUUUUGGGGCUGUGUGCCUCAGUUUUUUUUAUAUAUUGUAUUGUACUUCGGGUGACGAAACUGCGAAACCGACCAGUGAGCAGCCGUCUCCGGUGUGCCCCAGUGACCAUCAAAAACAAAAACCGGAGCGAAAGUUUUCUGCAAGGACACACCUGACGACAACGGGGCAUCGGUAGUGGCGGCGCGUGGCCAGCUCGUGCGGUAGGAAGCAUCAAUCAUUUGGACCCCGGAGCCAUACUGUGUGUGACGUGUGCUGGUUUAAGCUCCAGCCAACUCCCGCUCGCGUGUGACUCAUUUGUAAUUCCUGAUACCCGCAGGACAUGGCUUCGCAGUUUUGCAUCCUUCUGCCAUUGUUGCUAGCCCAGAUCGGGCUUGGUCAAUGGUUGCCACCAGCUGUUGGGGGUAUGCAGCUUAAAAAGGUUGCCCAGUGGUCGGCGGUCGAUUUUAGCUUCCCGUCGCCAAAGGAUCGUGAUGAGGCGAUUGCGAGCGGCCGCUACACACCAGAAAACUGCAUUCCACUAGACAUGGAUGUGGAUUAUGGAAAUGCAGCAAAAUCUCGUCUUUUCGUCACUAUUCCUCGGUUCCAAACCGGGAUCCCGUAUACUUUGGGACGUGUCUCGGGCAAUCAGGGACCAUCCGGCCCACUGGUGGAACCUUAUCCAAACGCCGCUAUCCAGGAUAGGCCGGAGAGCAAAAAUUGCAACGGAAUCGUGUCCGUUUUUCGGAUAAAGAUCGAUGAAUGUAACCGCAUGUGGGUGCUGGACACCGGCAGGGUUGGCGAAACACGAAUGUGCCCGCCGAAGCUGAUAGUUUUUGAUAUGAAAACAGAUAAAAUCAUACAUCGGUACGAGAUUCCUGCCGAUCAACUCGUGUGUGACUUAUCACUGUUGGUGAAUCUGCUUGUUGAUGUACAAGAUCCUUCGCCACUCGGCUCGUGCCAAGACACGAAAGUGUAUCUGGCCGAUGUUACGGCACCCGGUAUGAUUGUGUACGAUAUGGCGCGGCGAAAAUCGUGGCGUAUCACGAACAAACAAAUGCACCCGAACCCGGACUACGGUACCUUUACCAUCGCUGGCGAAAGCUUUGAUUUGAUGGACGGCAUUGUCGCGAUGGCCAUGUCACCUCGCAUUCCGACCGAUAAUGUGGUGUUUUCAGCGUACGGCAGAAGCUGGCGACCGGUGAGCGAUCGGCUGGUAUACUUCCAUGCGUUGGCUUCGAUGACGGAAAAUGUGGUGCGUACCUCGGUGCUGAAUAACGACACCGUUUGGGAGGAUAACGUCGAAGCGGAACAGCGUGCCUUCCGGCCGAUUGGUAACCGAUAUUCGCAAUCCGUUGCCGAGGCAAUGGAUAGCAAUGGAAAUCUGAUUUUCGGGCUCGUGGCACAGAAUGCGAUCGCCUGCUGGGACUCUACCACACCGUACACUCCGGCCAACAUGCGCAUCUUGUCGCAAAACAGUGAAACAUUACAGUUUCCAAGCGGACUGAAGGUUGUACGCAAUCGUAAGGGGGUCGAAGAGCUGUGGGUGCUCUCGUGUCGUUUUCAGAAGGUAAUGACGGGUUCACUGAACACCAAUGAAACCAAUUUCAGAAUUCAGGCCAUACAGAUGCCAGAAAUACUAGGACGUAAGACAUCGUGUAAAUUGUAGAGUGGUGUGGUUUAAA